AUGAAUGACCGAAUAUGCGGAAUUCUGUCAUCGUAUUUAAAACCGCUUCGCCUUUGGGGCAUGUCUGCUGUGAUCGUAGUUUUCAGCGUUUUCGGUCUACGUGGAACACUUACAAUCCUUCUAAUCCUCCUAGGAGCAUCUACUGGGUUCUAUCUAGCAUUUCGGCGGAUUGCCUCGCAGGCCUGUGAGAAAUAUCAAAAUGAAUUGUCGCAUACCAGGCUGCCGUUGCCUGAUUCAGGGCUUGGAUCGAUUCAGAAAAAUGCCCUGAGUUCAUCUUGUGCUGGAAAAACGGACAUCAGGAUGACUGGCUCCGCUGUGGUGGAUGAGCCAUUGCAUGACCUCAUUCAGUACAUUAUUCGUGAUUAUGUACAAAUUUGGUACAGUCCCAUAUCUGCGGAUGACGAAUUCCUGAAUUGUCUGCAUUCCUUGGCUCGUAAAGUUGCGGUUUCUGUCGCGAGUCGAGCGAAGGAAGUCGAUUGGGUGUCGCACAUGACCACGAAAUUCGUCGAAGACAUCAUCAACCAUCUACGGUUAUUUAAGGCAGCUCAGGCGCGACAAGAAGAACUGUUUCUGACGAUUCAAACUGCUCAUGAAGAAGUACCGUCGCUGGUUGAUUGCUUUUUCGAAAAAGAGUUCGCAUCCGAAAAGCGGUUGCUUUGCCGGGACAAAGUGUGCACUGAUCCAUCUUACGAGAAAAAAUACCUGCGAGAGCUGAGUGAUAUUCUUCUGUAUCUGCUGCUGCCCGAAGAGGACUUCAAGGUGAAAUCCCUUCGGUACGUUUUCCGAGAAUUGAUGAUCUCUGCUGUGAUGCUUCCGAUCAUCAAUCUUCUGAGUGAUCCAGAUUACAUUAAUCAAACGAUUGUGUGGAUGUGUAAGUCGGUGCCGAUCGACAGUGAUGCGUUUCUCACGGUCAUUCGUGGAUGUGAUGAUUGGGACGAAUUGGAAGCAGUGCAGGAAAAGGUGAAGGCUGAAAUAAGCGCUCUGAGGUCCAAAGAUUCGGGCGGAGAAAUGGACGAGGAAAUUAAAUGUAUGCUGAGCAGCCUUCUGUACGUGCAAAAGGUCCUUGAUGAACGAAUGGCAUGGAUAAAAGAUGGGAAGAAAACUAACGAUUCCUUGGGAAUAGAUUGGACGCGUUUGCCUGAAUGCGUGAGAUACAUGAACCUUCCCCUGGACGAUAUUUUAAACAAUAACGUGGCUAUUAACUGCUUCCUGGAAUUCCUUCACGCGAACGAAGCCCAGCAUUAUAUGUACCUUUAUCUGAGCACUGAUCGUUGGAGAUUAUCUGCGGAGGAAGCUGUUUCCGAACUUCUUCGAGCACCGAGUGAAGUAGCGAGUCCGAAAGAUCUGAAGAAAAUUCGCUUGGAGAAUUUGAGAGGACCUGCAUUACAGAUAUUUCAUCAGUAUUUAUCAGAACGAGCUGUCCAGCGAGUCAAACUCGACGAAAAGCUCAUCCACGCAUUGUAUCAAAAAGUCCAGUAUGACGAAGAACCGAACGAAACCUGGUUUGAUGGGGUUCAAGAAGCACUCCGUGAGAAAUUUCUGGAAGAUUCUUUUCUUCCAAGUUUCAAGAGAAGUGCGUUCUAUAUGAAGCUUCUUCUCGAAAUGGACUGGAUUCCAGAAAGCGUGGGGAAAAGUGAUGACGACGAUGUUCUACCUUUCGAAUUGAACCCCAGGAUGAGUGACGCUUCAAGCUCCGAAUUGGACAUGAUUUCAGUCGCAUAUGAUGCUUGUGAGGUUACGGGUUCCCGAGACUUCCAUGAAAGCACUUCUAGUCAAGGAAGCAACGACACCAGAUCAUUCGAAGCCGCGUCAACAUUCGCAAAGAAUAAUCGUUUUGCUGAUGACAACAGCAAAUUGUUCAUUGAGAUAAAGGAAACAAAAAUCGUGAAGGAGAUGCCGAAGUCAUUCGCCGUGUAUACUGUAUACGCAAAGAUCAUCACUGAGAGCAGUGGUAAACCGGAAUCAUCUCCUUCCUCUGGGCGGAAACCCGUUGGAACUGUAGAAUGGACCGUUGAGCGCCGUUAUUCCGAUUUCGACGAUUUCCACAAUAGUAUUCGAUACGCUUUCGAGGAUUUGGGAGAACUUCACUUCCCCGGAAAAAGAACAUUCAAUAACCUGCAGAGCAAUUUUUUGGAGGAGAGAAGAAUACAAUUGAACUUGUACUUGAAAACAUUGUCUUCCGUGGAGAUGUUGAAGAAGCACGCUGGACUGCGGGAACGGCUGUACCAGUUCCUGGGGAAAGGAAAUUACGUGCAGCGGACGAUGGUUGAAAGACGAGUCAUGGAUCCCUUGAAAUCGAUGAAGAACGUCCUGUUGACUGCACCAGAGACGUUGAAAGCGAAGUUGGACGAAAUGACGCAGUCAGGGGUCAAGUUGGGUCGUACAUCUACUAUGGAGUCAUCAUCUUUCGGUACUUCGACCUCAACGGGCGAAAGGAUUCGCUGGAAUCUAGAUCCGGUUUCCGACUACGAGAAAUUCGUAUUGGCGGAUCCAUGGGAUGGAGAAGAUCCGGUUCACAUGCGGAUCUUACUGGUGGUCCUGGAAGAAAUCUUCAGUGUGCGUGAUACUGCGUCCUGGCGAUUGAGACCGCGGCUGGUUUCUGCCCUGCGUCAUGUGAUACAAGCCAUGUUCGGAAACAUGUACAAUCGUCGUCUCCGGCAAUUUCUUCACCACGCUACGUCGUAUGAGCAAGUCGCGCUGUAUUUGCGCGCUCUUAGGAAUAACUUCUGGCCGAGCGGGUCAUUGGCGUUACCGAAUCCGCAGAGGGAGAAAACGACGAAGAAACGGACGGAAGUGGCCGCAAAAGCUUCGUUACUUUCUUUCAUCUCUGAUGAUCUCAAGAGCUUACUUGGCACGGAAACAACGCGUAAAGGCAUACUUCGGGUGUACGAUCUCUUCCAGUAUCCAACGUUGAACCGGCGGCUUGUCUACGUGUUGAUCGAAGGCAUCCUAGAAGUGGCGUUGCCAGCUAACAAUUUGGGACACUUUUUCGGCCAGAUGCACAAGAAGUCGGAACCGAAAGGGAACGGUUCUCGAGGAACCCACCGUCGAAUAGGUAGUCGCGAUAUAACGAAAAGUCCUACGAGCAGGACCGUCAAGCGGCCGACAGCUAGUAUGUGAUGAAUGCAUUCUCCGAAGAUUUGGAGAUUGCUUUGCAUUGAGCGUUUAUUCAAUUCAUCUGGUCCAGGGUUAUUCAAUGCUUGGUUUCCUUUAAAUACGGGUAUAAACAGCAAGAUAAAUUUACCAGUUUAUGCCAUCUUGUACCUGCUUGCCAAAAGUCUCAAUAUUCAAGUUGCUUCCUUUCAUCAUUGAGCGUGUGUGCUCCACUUUCGCUCGCUUUUUGAUUUAAUUUGACGCGAAUAUUUUUUCAAACAUUUUAUUUUGUCACCUGGAGCAUUUACAAUUGCUUGACGACUGCAUGAAAAAUGGGAAUGAAACGCAGCUUUAUUAUUGAAUA
This is a messenger RNA of Notodromas monacha, 3457 nucleotides long. NCBI's taxonomy places the organism in Eukaryota, Metazoa, Arthropoda, Ostracoda, Podocopida, Cyprididae. The record is from the annotation of a GenBank genome assembly.